AUGAAAAAAUUAGAAUACAAUGGAAAAGAUUAUUUUAUCCCUCAAUUAACAGCGAAUGGUGGAAUCAUUCUAAAACCUAAUCAAACAACUGCUAAAUCUCAUCAAGAAAUUCUUCAACAUUGCCAAUCAAAGCAACAUCCAAUACUCAAUGAUUUGAAUACAAUUUAUGAUUUAAAGAAAUUUGAUACUCCUAGAAUUCCAAUUACAACUGAUAUAUUAACAGUGGAAGAACGAAAAUUAAUAGGCACUAUUUCUUUGCCAAGGGUGUUAGAUCUUCCAAUCAAAAUGGUAAACAAUGAAGAAUAUAGAAUUCCUAAAGAAUUAAUUGGAUUAAGUGGAAUAAUUCAGAAAGUAAUCGAUUUUGAAUAUGCACUGAAUAAAGACUUUGCUAAUCAUUAUUACUGCUACUUAACAGUUGAUAGAGGACUAAUGCGUCCUGGAGAGACUCUAAGAGAAGCUCCUUGUCAUGUAGAUGGAUUUCAAGGUUCAAGAUGGAAUCCAAAAUGUUUAUUAAAUCAUACUUAUUCUAUGAGUGAUAUUUUACCUACAAAGUAUUAUAUCCAACCAUUUGGUUUUAAACAACUUGACGAAGCAAAGCAUGAUUUUUUUUGGGAAAUGAAUAGACAAGUAGCUAUUCAUAACAGUUUAUAUUGUUGGCAACCAGUAGAAGGAGCUAUUACAUUAAUGGAUGCAUAUACAGUUCAUAGAGGAACAGAAUCAGAAAUAGAACAAGAAAGAACUUUUAUACGGUUAUCUUAUGAAGAAAGAAUAUUUGAUCGGUUAGGAAAUGCAAUAAAUCCUAUGUUUCAAUAUGAUUGGAAGUUUCAACCAAGAGAUAUAGAAUCAUUAAACUUAGUUGCAUUCGACACAGAAUGUCACCCAUCAUUAAGAGUUUUCCCCCAUCAAUUACUGGAUAAUGAAGCAAAGAAUAGUUUAGUUGAAGCUGCUACUAAUAAUACAUCUACCAGUGCGACAGACUCUGCGCAACAGUUAGCCAAUGGAGCAUAUAA
Didymodactylos carnosus is the source of this 1010-nucleotide messenger RNA. Lineage: Eukaryota; Metazoa; Rotifera; Eurotatoria; Philodinida; Philodinidae. The record is from the annotation of a GenBank genome assembly.